Messenger RNA from Sitophilus oryzae (rice weevil), 641 nucleotides. Its product is annotated as 52 kDa repressor of the inhibitor of the protein kinase-like. The transcript has 5 exons. NCBI's taxonomy places the organism in Eukaryota, Metazoa, Arthropoda, Insecta, Coleoptera, Curculionidae. Bases 33 to 641 code for a protein of 202 amino acids. The record is from RefSeq and is a predicted model, not a curated record.
UAAUAAUUAAAAACUAAAAAAAUAUUGUUGAUAUGGGUUCUUCUAAUCUGUUGUCGAUUGUAGUUACUAUUUCUCGGUUACUUUGCUACUUUUCUUGUAGAGCUAAAAUAUGGAUAGAAGCUUGCAACAGGAGUGAUAUUUUGGAAAAAAAAACUAAAUACUAUAGGCUGUGCGAGCUGCAUUUUGAAGAACAAUAUUUUUCAAAACUUUCUACUGAAAGAAAGCGCUUGCUUCCUAAUGCUAUCCCAACCAUAUUUAGUAACAUUGUCCCACGAGUUAAUGGAAAGGAAACACCUUCAAAGAAUGAAGAAAUUCCAUCGAAGAAAAUAAAAAUUCUCGCAGAUAUAAUGUUUAAGCCAGCUUCAGAGAAUCCAGUGUCUGACACUGAGUGUCCAACCCACUUCAUUCAAGAUACGCCUUCUACACCUACAAGCCAUAUGCAAGUUUGCUCGCCAAAUUAUUUUCAAGGUCCAAGUACUUCAAAAGAAGUGCAAGUUGAGCCUCAAAUUCCAUCAAGCCUAUUUUGCUCGUCCAAUUAUUUUCAAGGUCCAAGUACUUCAAAAGAAGUGCAAGUUGAGCCUCAAACUCCAUCAAGCCUAUUUUGCUCGUCCAAUUAUUUUCAAGGUAAGAUAUUAAAUUGA